AUGUUCUUGACUUCUGCAUCGGGCCUUUUGGCCCUCUCGCUGUUGAAUCAUGGUGUCCUAGCUCAGAACCAGCCCGACGUUAUCACCGAAGAUACUUACUUCUACGGUCAAUCCCCACCGGUAUACCCAACACCGGAACAAACGGAAACUGGUUCUUGGUCCGCCGCGGUCUCCAAAGCAAAAGAAUUGGUAUCUCAGUUGACACUUGAAGAGAAGGUCAAUCUGACUGCAGGAGGCCAAACAACCACUGGUUGCUCUGGCUUCAUCCCUGGAGUACCUCGUUUAGGCUUUCCAGGCUUGUGUUUAGCAGAUGCUGGCAAUGGUGUCCGCAACACGGACUAUGUCAGCGCAUUUCCGGCAGGCAUCCAUGUCGGUGCAAGCUGGAACCCUGAGUUGACUUACAGCCGAAGUUAUUACAUGGGGUCUGAGGCCAAGACCAAGGGUGUAAAUAUCCUCCUCGGUCCAGUCUUUGGCCCCUUGGGACGUGUCGUCGAAGGUGGCCGCAAUUGGGAAGGUUUCUCAAAUGAUCCUUAUCUUGCUGGCAGACUGGGACAUGAAGCUGUAGCUGGAAUCCAGAAUGCAGGUGUUGUUGCUUGUGGAAAGCACUGGCUUGCUCAAGAGCAAGAGACUCACAGACUUGCCGCUGCCGCCACUAAGGCAGAGGCUAUAUCCUCAAAUGUUGAUGACAAGACACUUCAUGAGUUGUACAUGUGGCCUUUCGCUGAUGCAGUCCAUGCAGGACUUGCCAGUGUGAUGUGCAGUUACAACAGAGCCAACGGUUCUUAUGCUUGCCAGAACUCGAAACUUCUCAACGGCCUUCUCAAGGGAGAGCUGGGCUUCCAAGGUUUCGUCGUUUCGGACUGGGGUGCGCAGCACUCCGGUAUGGCCUCCGCUCUCGCUGGACUUGAUGUCGCGAUGCCUAGCUCCAUAGUGUGGGGUGCCAACCUCACUCUUGGUGUUCACAACGGAACCAUUCCUGAAUCACAUGUUGACGGCAUGGCUACCAGAAUUCUCGCCACUUGGUAUCAGCUCAACCAGGAUCAGCCAGACUUCCCCACUCCCGGCCACGGACUAGCCAAGGACCUAUCGGCACCUCAUCCUAUUGUAGAUGCUCGAAACGCGAGUUCCAAGUCUACGCUAUGGGAUGGUGCGAUAGAGGGUCAUGUUCUUGUUAAAAACACUAACAAAACGUUGCCGCUCAAGUCCAACCUGAAGCUUGUCUCUCUAUUUGGCUACUCACACACAGCCCCUGCUAAGAAUAACCCAGAGCCAGUAGUCAAGGGUGCUAUGUUUGCUCCGUGGGCUAUCGGUGCCCAAUCUGCCAACAUCACUGAGCUGAAUGGAGGUUUCCUGGGAAACCUGAACCUCACCUACUCAGCCAUUGCACCUAACGGCACUCUCAUCUCUGGAGGAGGUUCGGGAGCCGCCGCCGCAAGCUUGAUCAGUUCGCCGUUCGACGCGUUUGUCUCUCGAGCCAGAAAAGAUGGCACCUCACUGUACUGGGAUUUCGAAAGCUGGGAUCCUUCUGUCAACCCCACCUCUGAAGCUUGCAUCGUUGCUGGAAACGCAUGGGCUAGCGAGGGUUGGGACAGACCUGCUAUUUAUGAUGAUUACACUGACAGUCUGAUCAACAAUGUUGCCGACAAAUGUGCAAACACAAUUGUCGUCCUUCACAACGCCGGUGCACGUUUGGUGGAUGGUUUCAUUAGCCACCCUAACAUCACUGCUGUUAUCUACGCACACCUUCCAGGUCAGGACAGUGGAGAGGCGCUCGUUUCUUUGCUUUACGGAGAUGAGAACCCAUCCGGUCGUCUUCCAUACACUGUCGCCCGCAACGAGACAGAUUAUGGUGUAACUCUCAAGCCUGACUUGACUCUUGCACCCAACAAGUUUCAGCACUUCCCACAAUCCGAUUUCUCAGAGGGUGUUUUUAUCGACUACCGACACUUCGACGCCAAAAACAUCACGCCUCGCUACGAGUUUGGCUUCGGUUUGAGUUACACGACCUUUGAGUAUACUGAUCUCCAAGUCUCCGGUCCCGAGACAGAAGCCCCAGAAUACCCAACUGGGGCUCUUAGUGAAGGUGGACGCGCUGAUCUAUGGGAUGUUGUCGCUGUUAUUUCGGCCAAGGUCAGCAACACUGGCGACGUUGAUGGCAAGGAGGUUGCGCAACUAUAUGUCGGUACUCCUGGGGAUGGCGCCCCCGUCAGACAACUCCGAGGUUUCCAGAAGCCAAGUAUCAAGGCUGGAGAGACAGUAGAAGUUAAUUUCGAGCUCACGCGUCGCGACUUGAGUGUUUGGAAUGUUGUUGCCCAAGAAUGGCAGCUUCAGCGGGGUGGUUAUAACGUAUUUGUUGGAAGCAGCAGCCGCAAACUACCCUUGCAAAGCACUUUAGUUAUUUGA
This is a messenger RNA of Fusarium venenatum, 2403 nucleotides long. Its product is annotated as glycoside hydrolase superfamily. The record is from RefSeq and is a predicted model, not a curated record. Gene Ontology annotation, molecular function: beta-glucosidase activity. Lineage: Eukaryota; Fungi; Ascomycota; Sordariomycetes; Hypocreales; Nectriaceae. Gene Ontology annotation, biological process: glucan catabolic process.